AUGCUCAAAGCAUACAAGAACCUGUCGCCGAAAACGCGAGCUGGUGUCGGUAUCGGCCUCAUCGCCUGGAGUGUCGUGGGUCUCCAUCUCUCUGACCAGGCCGAAAAAAAGCUUGGGUACGAGCCAUCGGAAAAGGAUAAGGAGGAGCUGUGGAAGUGGGCACCCAAAGUGACAACUGUUGAUAAGUCAGAUAGCAGGUAA
Molecule: messenger RNA, 201 nt
Organism: Metarhizium acridum CQMa 102
Lineage: Eukaryota; Fungi; Ascomycota; Sordariomycetes; Hypocreales; Clavicipitaceae
Source: RefSeq, a predicted model, not a curated record